AUGGAAGUGGUGGUGCCGACGCGCGUGGGCCAGGUGUACGUGUACGAGUCGGGGAAGGGCGAACAGGACGAGUACGACGUUCCUCGUCACCUGCCGCCCUCACAGGACAUUUACGACGUGCCACCCACACGCACGCCGUACCACCAGCAGGUGUACGACACUCCCCCCAUGGCGGUGAAGGGCCCCCCCAGUAAGGACGGGCAGGACAUCUACGACACGCCCCCCAGCAUUGACAAGAGCCACAUCAUCACCCAGCAGACGGUCUAUGACUUCCCCCCCUCGGUGAGUAAGGACGUCUCUGACGGCGCCCCUAUACGCGAGGACACGUACGACGUGCCCCCCCACUUUUCCAAGAUGAAGCCGCUGCCAGACGCCUACUCCCACGGGGACCCCCCCAUCCCCGAGGACGUCUACGACGUACCCCCUCCCUCCAUGGCACCCAGGCGGCCCCCCCUGGCCAACCAGGACAUCUACGACAUCCCGGCCAGCCUCCGCAAGACGGGACCCCCCCACGAGCCGCUGCCCUCCGUGCCCAUUCCCCUCCCCACCUCCCAGGACGUUUACGACUUCCCUCGCGAGCGGGCCAAGGAGGAGUCGGGCGACUACGUGUACGAUGUCCCCCCACAGGUGGUGAGGGAUGCGGCAGGCAGCACAGGUGAGGAUCAGCUGGCGCUCAACUUCAAGCGCCUGUCGGCCUCCAGCACGGGCAGCACCCGCUCCAACCACUCCUCCUCCUCGCUGGACACCGUGCCGGUGCGCGAUGGGCCGCGGCUGCUGGCCCUGGACCUGGAGGCGGCCAUGGAGCGUCUGCAGCGGCACCAGGCGGCGGUGGAGGGCGCCGUGUCGGGCCUGAUGGCCUUCGUGAGCAGCGGGCAGUGGCGCAGCGCGGCGCAGCUGGAGGCCAACGCGGCAGGCAUGCAGGCGGCCAGCGAGGCCACACGGGCGGCCGUGCGGGAGCUGCUGGAGUUCGCCAGGGGCGCCGUGGCCAACGCGGCGCAGGCAACAGACCGCUCGCUGCACGGCAAGCUGGCGCGGCAGGUGGCCAAGAUGGAGGAGGCCUUCCAGACGCUGGCGCGGCACGGGCAGGCUUUGGACGCCGCCGGAUGGGCGCCCGCCAAACUAGCGUCGGCCCCGGCCGCCGGCGGGCUCAGCGAGGAGCUGGAGCGGCUGGUGAUGUGCGCCCGCGGCGUGCCCGACGACACCAAGCAGCUGGCGUCCUUCCUGCACGGCAACGCCACGCUGCUCUUCAGACGGACAAACAAGCAGCAGCAGCUGCCACUCCCCCCACUGCCACACGGGGGCGACAACAACAACGUCUCCGCCUACCAGACGGGCACGCCCGAGAGGGCCAACAUCCAGUCGCGCCCGCUGCCCUCGCCACCCAAGUUCACCGCCGAGGAGGAGUCGCCCGAGAGGCCGUACGAGACCACGGAGGAGGGCUGGAUGGAGGACUACGACUAUGUGCACCUACAGGGUAAAGAGGAGUUUGAGAAGAACCAGCGUCAGCUACUAGAGAAAGGGAACAUCACUAGACACAAUAAGACUCAGCUGGAACAGCAGCAGCUCUCACUAGCUGGUCCUGACUGUCCCAUGUCUCUCGUCCCGCAGCUGAAGCAGCUGGAGCGCCUGGAGCAGGAGGUGAGCCGGCCGAUCAACCACGACCUGUCGGGCUGGACGCCCUCGCCCCACGCGGCGCCGCAGCCGCCCCGCAGCAGCAAGCUGUGCGCCGGCGACCGGCAGCUGCUGCUCUUCUACGCGGAGCAGUGCGAGGGCAACAUCACCACGCUGACCAACGCCGUGGACGCCUUCUUCUCCUCGGUGGGCUCCAACCAGCCGCCCAAGAUCUUCGUGGCGCACAGCAAGUUCGUCAUCCUGAGCGCGCACAAGCUGGUGUUCAUUGGCGACACGCUGUCGCGGCAGGCCAAGUCGCCCGAGGUGCGGGCGCGCGUGGCGCAGCACAGCAACGCGCUGUGCGACAAGCUCAAGGACAUCGUGCUGAGCACCAAGACCGCGGCGCUGCAGUACCCCUCGCCCGGCGCCGCGCGCGACAUGACAGAGCGCGUGCGGGAGCUCACCGGCUACACGCAGCAGUUCCGCAUGGCGCUCAGCCAGCUGGUGGCCAUGUGAGGAGCAGCACUGGUCGCCUGUGCGUGCACGCGUGUGUGUGUGUGUUUGUUUAUGUGUUUGUGUGCGUUAGGGCUGGUGUAGGACUUCAGUGUGUGUGUGUUCCCUGAGGGAAAUGGACACAGAGACGGUCAUGACUCCACUAGGGGUCUUGAAUACCUUCAAUGAGCGCAACAGCCCUGCACACACACACACACACACACACACACACACACACUGCAUUAACUACACAUGUGUCACUCAAACGGACAGCCGAGGGUCGGACUGGGCCAAGGCCAGCGGGUGUACAUGAACGGUUGUAAAUAUUUAAGUGUAUGAAUCUUAUGCGGUGGAGGGAACGGCAAGCCCUGAACACUCAAAAAUUGUUUUUUCAAGCAUCUGCGGACCGAGACGGGACAGAACACCCAAGACUGAACGUAGUUUGUUAACACAGUUCUUGAUAAUUAUUGCUAUACUGUAAUUAUUGCUCUCCCCAUUAUAAUUGUUAUCAUUAUUAUUAUUAUUAUUAUUAUGAAAUGUUGAUGAUUAAGGAUGUUGAAAAUUUUAAAUGUGUAUGUAGAAGUACUUAAUGCUGUUUUUUUCAUCUGAGAUCAAUCACGGAUGGGCUUUUUUUAUAAAUAUAUAUAUAAAUGAAUAAUGUUUUCGAUUGGACGUAUGGAUUAGUGACUGAUUAUGGAGGCCUGUGUGUCAGCCGCAGGGGGGGGGGGGGGGGGUAGCAUGGUUACCUACAUAUACAGCACGUCUACGGUGGCAGCCAAAUGUGUGAUGGCGGCCUAUAGCAAGAGCCGACCAUGCUGGGUAAACGGGCCCCUCGAGUGCCGCUUGAUUGACAGGCUCGUAAUACCGUUGUCAGGCCGACGGGAGGCGAGGGACUGCUUAGCCGCAAAGUGCUCUGGAAGCUAACUAAAGCCUCCCCAGGUGGUCCCACACGCAUUUCAAAGGCAUCAGCACCUUCCACUGGGGGACACUAGGGGGCAGGAGACUACCGGCUGCCUACAGUAGAGGACACUGAGGGACGCUGGGGGGGUUGACCUCACCUGAGAAGAAGCGCAGCUGAUUACGGAUUUAUUGUUUCUUUAUUAUUAUUUUACUAAAGGCACUCAGAAAGAGUGGGGUUUUGCGUCUUUGUGAUCCUGAUGGUUUACUGUUUUAAAGCACAAGACUGACUUCACGCCACCGAGCACAGGAGCUCAUGACUCUCUCUCUCGCUCUCUCAUGACUACAGCAAAUCUCUCUGCAGAUUCAGACCGGAGUGUGUGUGUCUGUGUGAUUGGAUACACUGAUGGACACAGCCCCUUGCGUGCACACACACACACGCACACACACACACACACACACACACUGCCCAGCACUUCCAGCAUGCAUUAGCAGAGCCGAACCCUGCAGGCCAGGGCACCACUGGAGACAUAAUAUCACAUAGACAGCAGACACAACUAGCUGUCAGAGGAGCGCCAAGAGACACUGCACCAACACUGUGGACGUAUGUGUAAGUGUGUGUGUGUGUGUGUGUGUGUGUGUGUGUGUGUGUGUGUGUGUGUGUGUGUUUGCUUGCCAAGUCCCCUCCCAUCCGUAUAGCGCCAACCCCCACGUCCAGCUGUUGCAUGGGCAAUAGCUGUGAAUGGGUAAUGGCUGUUGCAUGGGAAGUGGCUGGUGUUACUCUGUAUAUGAUAAAAUGGUCGGGAGAUUGCCCAGGCCCUCAGUGACCUUUGAACCCAGUGACACUACAGCCCCCCUGCUGUGCCCCAACCUGUCCCUAUCCCCUCUCCCCGUCCCCUGGCAUGACCCCCAGAGGUGCCAGACUGUCCGCCAUCUUUACUGGUUGGCAUGGAGACGACCCCCGACACGCUCGUCAAGUGUCUGUCCACCCCAACACGCCCCCUUGAGAGUCCACCCUGUCGGUUGUAUUCUAAGUACCGGAAUAAUGUCAGAGAGUAGUUCAAGUGAAACUUUAUAUGAUAUUGAGUACUGCAACAUGUUGUUGUGCAUUUAGUCAAAAUCCUUAUCCAGUUAAAAAGAAAAAAAAGAAAGGAAGAAAGAAAGAAAAAGAGUACAUUGAAUCAAAAAAUUGUAUUUGUUGUAAUGUUCUGUUUUCAAAUCUGUGUUGACCGGAUUUGAAAGAUAUUGAGGUAUCUGUUAAGGAGCAUACUGUACAUUGCGUAACUGGAAAAUAUAUGUUUAAUAUAUUUUCAUUAAAAAAAUAAACUGCAAACCAACAUUGAGUCUACUUGUAUUUUACUACUUUUUCUAUUCUGUCAAUGUCUUCACAAUGACAUAACAUACAGUGCCUGUAUUACAAUUUUGUUUUCAUAACCGACAGAGAACAU
Molecule: messenger RNA, 4448 nt
Organism: Engraulis encrasicolus (European anchovy)
Lineage: Eukaryota; Metazoa; Chordata; Actinopteri; Clupeiformes; Engraulidae
Gene: bcar1
Product: BCAR1 scaffold protein, Cas family member
Exons: 8
Coding region: 1-2127 (708 amino acids)
Biological process (GO): cell surface receptor protein tyrosine kinase signaling pathway; cell migration
Cellular component (GO): focal adhesion; plasma membrane; cytoplasm
Source: RefSeq, a predicted model, not a curated record